Molecule: messenger RNA, 1306 nt
Organism: Aegilops tauschii subsp. strangulata
Lineage: Eukaryota; Viridiplantae; Streptophyta; Magnoliopsida; Poales; Poaceae
Product: transcription factor BHLH6
Biological process (GO): regulation of DNA-templated transcription
Cellular component (GO): nucleus
Molecular function (GO): protein dimerization activity; sequence-specific DNA binding; DNA-binding transcription factor activity
Source: RefSeq, a predicted model, not a curated record
CUUGGUCGGCAGGGCGCCAGGUGGCACCAGGAUAGGGUGCUCUCGCUCGCCACGUCGGCCAUGGCGCACAACAAAACCCUCGAAGGAGAGAGAGGGAGAGGGAGCAGAGCAGAGAAAUGGAGGCCGACAUGGACGCGAGCUUGGACUUCUUGGAGCUGGAGGCCCAUCUGGUGUUCGAUCUCGGCAACGCCGAUAGCAAACGUUGGAUGAGCCUGGCGGAUUGCUGCAGCUCGUACCUGCCGGCCGAGGACUCGCUCUCCGGCCUCGACUCCUCCGGCUACAACGACUCCACCAGCUCGCCGGACGGCGCCACCAGCUCGCGGUCCACGGCGUCGACGAGGGCCACCAGGGCGAGCAAGAACAUCGUCGAGGAGAGGGUCCGGCGCAGGCGGCUCAACGAGAAGCUCUACGCCAUUCGCGGCGUCGUCCCAAACAUCACCAAGAUGGACAAGGCGUCCAUCAUCCAGGACGCCGUCGCAUACAUCGAGGAGCUGCAGGAGCAGGAGUGCCGGAUCCUCGCCGAGGUGUCCGACCUCGAGGCCGGCGGCUGCACCGCCGUGGUCAAGUCGGCGGCCUCGACCGGUAGCGAGGGGGUGGAGGACACCGGCGUUGGCUUCUCGCCGCGGAAGAAGAUGAGGAGGACUACCUCCUCCUCCUCCAUCAAUGACGCCGUCACUUCUCCUGCCACGCAUCCGGUCCUCCUUGAGCUGGAAGUGAUGCCCAUAGCGGAGAAGCUGGCGGUGGUGAGCAUGAGGCACGACAAUGCUCAGCAUGUCAUGGCGAAGAUAUACAAGGCGCUCGAUUCGCUCCGUCUCAAGGUCAUCAACUCAAGUGUCACCGUCGUGGACGGCCGCACAGUCCACACUAUGUUCAUCGAGACGGAAGAAACGGAUAGUGUUGAGACGAUCAAGGAGAUGGUACAGGCUACACUCAGCCAUCUCGAAUUCUCGAUGUGAGAAGAAGCCCACCAAAGUCCAUGAGUCACUGAGGAAGAUCAAGUGUGUCAAAGAAUGUGUGAUGGGCACCCCAACUACCGAUGCUCCAUCAUGCUCACUAGAUCAUGGAGGAGAGCGCAUGGUUUGGUCCAAUCUGGUAUUACAACAUUCUAAUAAAAGUGACUACAAUUGCAAUCACUUAUAUGGCCCAAAAAAUAGUAAUUGUGCCUAGAAUUUAUGUAAGCUCGUAGUAUUAGUGCUCCCUCCCUUUGGAUUUGUAUGGGCAUCUCCAUACAUAAUUAUAGAACUUCAGUUCAGCUUACAACUUUGUGCACCGCAACUACUGGUAUGAAAUCCGCACUUUAACUUUA